This is a messenger RNA of Brassica rapa (field mustard), 5228 nucleotides long. RefSeq lists its product as uncharacterized. The record is from RefSeq and is a predicted model, not a curated record. Lineage: Eukaryota; Viridiplantae; Streptophyta; Magnoliopsida; Brassicales; Brassicaceae.
UUAUCUUAUAUAUUUAUCAUAUUGUGGAAUUAAAAGAACAUGCGAUUGGUCGGAUUCACAAUUCACCAUACAUAGGGAAAGAUGAAACACUUUUUUAUGAAAACACUGUUAUGUAUCAAGUGAAUUAUAAAGCUUGGAAUAAAGAACAUGGGAAAUGGAUCUUAUUUGUUUAGCAUAGAGAAUGUUAACAAAAUUAGGAAGUGUGGUAACAAAAUUUUAUUUAUUCUACAAUGGAUUAUUUUGAAUAUUCUGAUAAAUAAGGUGCAUGUAGAAAAUAAAUAAAUACAGAUUUAUUUUUGAAAAAAAAUGAUGAUGUAUCCAAGAGCAUCUCCAGCUCAUAGUUUCUUAAAGAUGGUAUCUAAAUUAAAUAAUAAUGUAUCUAAGAGAUCUGCCAGUCCAUAAUUUCUUAACCAUGAUAUAGAAACAAAAAAAUUAGCAAUAUUUUAAUAUAAUUUAAUUAUCUAUUUAAAUUUUAAUAUUGCAGAGAAAUAGAAUAAUUGAAAAUGAUACAUAUUUUAGAAGUAUAUCAUGAAUAACCUAAUAAUAUACUCGUUUUUCUUCUCUUUCAUCUUUAUAUAUUUUUUCAAGAUGAGAGAGAUCCUAUGAAAACCUCCCACUACUGAAGGUUCUCUAAAAAGUAAGUACGGUAGUAUUAGAGAAAAUAUUGAGUUCUAAUGGCAUUGGAGUUCUCAUUGGUUUGCUGUCUUGGUAGGCUUUUCUAGGGUUAUAUGUGCUUCCAGUUCCAGCAGCUGCGCUGGUGAAGCAGUGCAUCUUCGCAUUGACAAUGCAAAGGCUCUACGGUUUGAAGUUUUUCCUACUCCAAUGCCUGUUGAGGCGGCAUGGCUAACUCAUAGGCUAAUCAUGGGAUGGUAGUUUGUGAGCACUUGCCGGAUAGAUUUAGUGAGCUAACAUAGCCAUGAAACAUUUAGUAGUAAAACGUGUUUUUUUUUGCCACAAAAUUUUUGUAGCAAAAUUUGUGCUUUAUGUUACGAUUUAGCUUCAGUCCAAAUUUGGCACAAACAUAUAGUCAUGUUUUCGUUGUUUUUCAUGGCUAAUACUCCAUAUAGCCAUGAAAUAGCCAAUUUUUUUAAUUGUGUAAAACUAGAGAUGUCAGAUUCGAAUCUCAUAGAAAAUAUUUAGUAACCGAAUUUUGUAUGUAACCCGAAAAAUUACGAGAUUCGGUCCAGAACUUUUUGCAAUCAAAAUAAAAAAAUAAGAUGAAUAUUUUCAUCGAUCAAUGUACCAUAUGGCAAAUAAACCUAUCAUACGUAAAAUUUUAUGAUAUUUUUAUUUUUGGAUAUAGUGAGUAUAGGAACCGCAUAAACGGAAAUUAUGUAGAGAGUCGGCCAACAUAGUUAACUCAAAUCACGUCAUUUUAUGAUUCAAUGCUAAAUUUUCCAGCCAAACUGUUCAGUUGGUUUGUCGUAUGUCUCACACUAAAUAUGAGGAAGCGAACGAUGGAAAAUGAAUCUUAUUAACGUACAAAUUACAAAAGGUCAAGAUACUUCUGAAAUUGUAAACAUCAAAAAUCUUGCAUUUUGAAACAGAGUGCUUUGAAUAUACUGUCAGGCUAAAUUUACCAACUGCAUGACUACACCAAAAAAAAAAAACGAUUCAACAUAAACAUCUAAGAAUUUAAAUGUCCAAGUUGGCCGACCAUUGCUGCUUCCUAGCAUUCGGGAAACUACAGCAACUUUUGAAUGUAGAAAAGUUCAUUAUCAAUGCUUCUAAACAAACUAUAGAAAUCUUGCUGGUGGGCUGAUCCCAUCAAUCCAAUAUCUAUAAGAAAAAUUAUUACCAAAGCUCCUAAACUCAUUGAGAAGUAAUUAGUUCUACGGAGAAGAUCAAUCUGAUUUGAGGGCCGCCAUAUCAGUGCAACUCUCAACUUAGCUAUGGUUUACCAUUGACGAGAGGUCUAAAUUAUUCGUUUGAUAUUAGUCUAACAUCAAUGAGAUUAUUAAGUUUUUUGAGUUCGUGAAGAUUUGGAUUUUUUUUGUCAGAAAUGACGAUUUGGAUACAUUAUUGCAGAAUCUCACAAGAAUAUGAAGAAAACAAAGUAAUGAACUAUAUUUGUCGUCUAACUUGUAUUGAGAAAACAAAUUCAACUUGCAAAUUUGUAAUUUUACUUGGCAAACCAACACUAAUGAGAUUCUAUGACAGUUUUGAUGAAGCAUUUUGUUUAACAUUUCACAAACGCUAAGUAAAUAACGUGUCUAUAAGGUUUUGCCGUUUCCUUCAUAUAUAUUGUUGUGCCUUGGUAUAUUUGUGUUAUAUAGAUAGUUUGGAUUUCUAUGUCAUCGCGGGGAUAGCUCAGUUGGGAGAGCGUCAGACUGAAGAUCUGAAGGUCGCGUGUUCGAUCCACGCUCACCGCAUUUUCCUUUUUAUUUUUAUUGUCUUUCUUCCUUUAUUCAGAUUAGGUUAGGAUAUCUUCCUUCAUUUACUACUGGAGAUACUGUAUUUGCUUCCGAGUAACGAUUUGGUAACGUCUCUUAUCAAACCAGUGGUGCUCGUUGGAAAGAGGUGGGACAAUUACGUAUAAUGGCCGUGAUCCGGACUCUAAGUCCUCAGUUAGAACUGCAUUUAGGUUUGUGGUAUUCAUUAGCAACAUCUCAGAGGUAUAGAGCCUACACUUUUAUAAUUCAACGGUUACUACAUCAAAAUUUUGGUUAAUAUGGUUGUUAAACGGUCAUUGAGAGGGAGCUGACGAUCUCCAAGUGUUUAGAGUUCUUCGAGUUGCCCAAAUCUUUGCACCUCUUUACAGCUUGAAACCCUUUUACACUCAAAGGACAAUGUUUAGUUGAAGUUCCCCUAAUGGCCUAAUGUCUCUUUGGUCUGCCACUCUGCCUCAAAAAUCGCCACCUUUUAUGUGGGUUCCCUUACAAAGCGACGAAUCUAUGGAAAAGCUUUAACUAAGUUCAUCCUAGCUAUUAUAUAUUAGCCGGUGAAAAAAAAACAAUUCUCUAGCAAAAAUCAUGUUACUCAAAGUAGUUCUUGUCUUCUUAAGUUAUAUACUUAUAUGUAUUAUAUUCAAUUGUUAUAUUUAUGAGAACCGAGAAAAUGUGGAUCAUUCUACUUUCUUUUCUAACAAUUUUUUAACAAUGCAAAAGUAUUAUAUAAUAACUUCUUUUGGUUUUCACUAAAUUUAAUUGUUUACUUCUAAGAAUUAAAUAUUUUUUUCUAAGAAUUAAAUAUUCAGAUAUAUAUUAUACAGUUUUGUCUUCAUUACAAAAAUCAAUCUUAAACGAUGCUUAAAUUGGAGAAAUAGUCAUACUUUUACGUUGAAACGAAGUUAAAAAAAAACGUUUAGUGCAAUUGUUGAUGUUGUCACCGUGAAGGCACACAAUUCCUCAGCAUGGACCUCAAUAAUCAAUUAACAUAAUAGCCCCUUCAUUAAGCAAGCAUUUGACUUUCAUUCCUAUAAAUUCACAACUAGAUUUUACAACCCUCAUCAUCACCAACACAUUCAACUCUCUCUCCUUUAAUUUUAAAUAAGGAUACAAAGAUGGAGAUCUCGAAAACCCUUUUGCUUGUGAUUUCUCUUGUGGCUGCAACUUGUUUCUUGCAAGCCAAGGCAGCUGGAGUUUACUGUACCAACCCUAAAUCUCGGUGCUAUUACAAGACCAUUCAAUGUCCAGAAGAAUGUCCAAGCACAACCGUUAUGAAUUCAAAGAACAAAGUUUGCUACGCCGAUUGCGAUAGACCCACUUGCAGCGCCCAAUGCCGGAGUAAGAAACCAAACUGUAACAAACCUGGAUCAGCUUGUUAUGACCCGAGGUUCAUUGGAGGAGACGGCAUUGUGUUUUACUUUCAUGGAAAGAGCAAUGAAGAGUUCAGCCUCGUCUCUGACUCUGACCUUCAGAUCAAUGGUAGGUUCAUUGGCCACAGACCCGCUGGUCGUGCCAGAGACUUCACAUGGAUCCAAGCUCUCGGAUUCCUCUUCAACUCCCACAAGUUCUCUCUCGAUGCCGCCAAAUCCGCCACCUGGGACAGCGAAGUAGACCAUCUCAAGUUCACUUUCGAUGGCCAAGAUCUAUCUGUCCCCGAAGAAACUCUCGCCACCUGGUACUCACCGAACAAGGACAUCAAGAUCGAGAGAGUGACUAUGAAAAACAGCGUGAUCGUGACAAUCAAAGACAAGGCCGAGAUCAUGGUCAAUGUUGUUCCAGUGACAAAAGAAGACGACAGGAUCCACAGCUACAAAGUACCAUCAGAUGAUUGUUUUGCUCAUCUUGAGGUUCAGUUCAAAUUCUUCAACCUUUCACCAAAGGUCGAUGGAAUCUUAGGACGAACCUACAAACCGGACUUCCAGAAUCCGGCUAAGCCUGGAGUCGCAAUGCCAGUGGUUGGUGGUGAAGACAGCUUCAAGACCUCAUCUCUCCUCUCCAAUGACUGUAAAACUUGCAUCUUCUCUGGAUCACAACAAGCAGAGAUUGAUUCUGUUAAGUCAGAGAUUGAAUAUGCUACUUUGGAUUGUACCCGUGGAGCGUCUUCUGGUAAUGGAAUCAUCUGCAGGAAGUAAAGAAUCACAGAAGAAUAAUACCAGAGAGCACUAGCUUCUGCUGGAGGUUUUUAAGUAUAAAUAAGUGUUGGAUAAACCUUACUAUGUACCACUUAUGCAAUGUAUUAUCCACCAUGUAUUCCAGUUUGUAUUAAGCUAAUCAUUGUUAAUGAUAUGUAAUAUUUAUAAACACUGCGUAAUCCACCAGUCCCAAAACAACAAGUUCAUGAAGAGCAGAGAAAGAAACUAUCAAUAAACAAAUAUGUUAGUUAGCAAAUGAAAAGUUAACAAAAGCGGGGAUAGCUCAGUUGGGAGAGCGUCAGACUGAAGAUCUGAAGGUCGCGUGUUCGAUCCACGCUCACCGCAUUAUUUUUGCAAUUUUUUAAAAGAUUGUUCUUCCUAAACAUGUUGUGCUUGUGAGGAGACUUGGGCGCUCAGGUUCGAAUUUGCAUCCGUUUAUUAGACUAUCCUCAAAAAUCACAUUCAUAUUUUCCUGAAUUUUAGAUCGGAUUAGGUCAGAUUUUUCUCGUAUUCAGUUCGGAUUGGGUUAUAUCUAAAUACCUUAAAUUAUUCUAAAAUUUUGAAACAAAUAAAAAAACUAGCCAAACUAUCUAAAGCUGGAAGCAUUAAAUCAGUUUAAAGCAAAUUUUCAAAAUAUCCUUAAACCAGGUGUUCUACCUAUAAGUUAUGAGUUUAAUUAUUUUACAAAUGUACGUAAAUAGAUAUAUAU